AAACCUUGAGGGCAGCAGCAGCAGCCUACCAGCCAGCAGCAAGUGCCAGCCUACCAGAGGAGAUGGAGCUGAGGAUAUUAAGUUCCCUUGAGGAGAUCCCAGCCUGCCGGAGAAGAUGGAGCCCGGCACAGCAACUGGCAGCAACGCUCAUCCGACGCUCACCCGACGCUGCUCAGCUGACGCUUCCCUGAAUGCGAGCAACGUGGGUGGUGGGAGCAGCGCCUUCAGCAUGAAAGGACGGCGGUGGGAUGCGCACGGCCUGGGGAGUGCUCUGCUGAUUACUGCCCUGCCCUCGCUGCAGCUCUGUGGCAGCAGGAGCAGCUUCACGAGCAGAGGAGAGGAGACGCGUGGGAGGCAAAGGGAAACAUUGAGGGCAUCGGCAGCAGCAGCAGCAGCUGUCAGCAACGCCCCAACUCUCCGACGCUCCCCAGACGCGCCUUUAGCAUGUGAGGAGGACGGUGGGAUGACGCACGGCCUGGGGAGUGCUCUGCUGAUUUCUGGCCCUGCCCUCGCUGCAGCUCCGUGGCAGCAGCAGCAGCAGCGGUACCUUCCCUCGCGGCAGCUCUGUGGCAGCAGGAGCAGCUUCACGAGCAGAGGAGAGGAGACGCGCGGGAGGCAGAGGUGGUGCAGUCAAUGGCGUGAAAGGGAAGUCAACACUUCACUUGCAACCGGCUAAGUUUCCGCUUCCCACGCACCCUCACUCUCUCUCACCCGUUCACACUCACUUUCUCACUCCCCUCUCCAUGCUUUUCGUUUUUCAGCUUCUCCGUAGUUCUCGUUUUGAUUCUGCUGCAUUUUUCUCUUGUGUUUCGUCCUCACUCCAGCAACUUUCCAGUUACUAAUCCUCUCUUAUUU
This is a messenger RNA of Closterium sp. NIES-67, 855 nucleotides long. Lineage: Eukaryota; Viridiplantae; Streptophyta; Zygnematophyceae; Desmidiales; Closteriaceae. The record is from the annotation of a GenBank genome assembly.